Molecule: messenger RNA, 2103 nt
Organism: Alternaria conjuncta
Lineage: Eukaryota; Fungi; Ascomycota; Dothideomycetes; Pleosporales; Pleosporaceae
Exons: 2
Coding region: 1-2103 (700 amino acids)
Source: RefSeq, a predicted model, not a curated record
AUGUCGCCGAAAGAGAAGAAAAGGUUUACUCGCUCGCUACGAGAAGAGAACAGAGAACGGAGAGAAAGGCAACAGAACGAUAGUAACGAGAACGAAGGUAAUGAGGUACCCGUCGCUGCCACUGUACCCACUGCGCCAGCUGCACCGGCGGCACCAACCACACCUGAUGCGGAUCCUGAUACAAGGGAAGACAGUAUGAUGGUUGAUGAUGAGGCGGAUGUGGCGAGAGAACAGGAGGUUGAGCAGGAGGCGGAGGAGGCAGUGGAAGAUGGCGUACAGAAGCCGCACCGCGAAUCUAACCCUGAAGACGAAGAAGAGCUGCGAAACUACUUGACUGAACUAGACGACGAAGUAGCUGGACCGGCGACUGCGAGUGAUCCUCCUCCUCCUCCUGUGGGUAAUGCAGCUGCGCCGGCGAUUGCACCUGUCCCGGCCCCUGCUCUGACGGACGCUCAACGAGUAAGACAAGAGACGAAUGCCAUGGCUACGAAUUGGGGUCCACGGUUCAGUACCCUGAGCGGCUGCAUACCGGCAAAUACAUGGCUCAAAGGUCAAACGAAGAACUUGACUGAACACACAUGCGAACCAGCUACCCUUAAGCAACUGCGGGAGUUAUCCGACGCAACUCCUAAUCUCGGCAAAGAAGUCAGAAAGAAAAUUGAGUCGCGCUGGAACACGAGAAAGUCAAAGACUGGCGAUAUAGGUAGUACGCCGGCUGAGAAACAGCAGAGCCUGCGCGAUGAUUUGGAGAGGAUACUAAAAGAGUACGAAAAGCAGGCCGAAGCUCAGGGCAAAGGCAAGAAGAGAUCUGCAGGAGAUGACGGUAAAGAGUUGUCUGAGCGCAGGAAGACCUUGAGGCAUAGCGCAAAGCCGAACUACAACGACCUAGACCCUCACCGCCUACAUCAAGACGACGACGACGACGACUCUGGCUCAGGUUCCAGUAUUAUACUCCACGACGGCCCAGCCCCGAAGAAGGCAGACGAUGGCGGAAAGGCAGCGGCAAGCGCAAAGCAGAACGGCAAAGCACCAGCGACUGGAACAGCAAACAACGCCACGCAAGCCACAGUACUCACCGAAUUACAGAGAGGCCGGGCACUCAGUGACAUCUAUAUCAACUGGAACAUCUACCAGUUGCAUCUCGACUUCCCCCGAGGCCUCUUUCCAGCCAACAUAACGAGCGAUACGGCUAUCGACCUCAGACUCGUCGCACGAUUGCUUGACCUUUCCAACCUUCACGAUGAUUCUCGGCAGGCUUUUGCUCUUAUGGAACGGAUCAGGACUCACUUGAUGCAGAGUUUUGUAAGGGCGAGAAGUACGGAUGAAGCCCUUGCUUUCCUCGCACAGUUUGAUAGACCGGCACAUGCCGCAGUACCGACACCAGGAGGACCGACGACAGGGGCAACUACGGCAAAUGCAAGCGGAGGGCCAUCGACCAGAGAACUGGGGCGAGGUCCUCCUCCGCCCCCACUGGGCACCGGGAGACGUAGCGCCUUGGACAUGAUCGGAGGGUCCUUUGGGGAUGAUAGCCCGCGUGGACAGCCGAUGGUACUCAACGCAGAAGAAAGAGAGCGCAGGCGCCGAGACCGCGAACUUCAUCCUCCAACUGCGUUAACAAACCAAUCAUUCCGAGCUUCGCAAGAUGCGACACAGCCUGCUGCACAACCAGGACUAUCGCGUGUCGAAGGCGGUGUCCUGACUAUAGGAACGAACUGGACGCUACGCCGUGCUCUCAACGACAGUAGACAAGCAGAUCAACGCAUUCACUCGGCCCGCCGUAGAUACGAGCAGGCUGUGCUUAAUGGACAGUCGGUCCAGGAUCAAGCUGCGCUGCUGUUGGGGAUAGAAGCAGCUAGAAGAGGACGCUGGGCAGGAGCACCAUCGAGACGAAGUACGAUGGGUGAUGGUCCAGGGGGUCUUACCGGUGGCUCUAGAUUGGGACGCAGCGCGCAGGCUGAGGGCGUUGGCGAGGAGGAAAGCGGAGAGGGACAGCAGGGAGGAGAUGGAGGAGAGAAUGGCGGAGGGAACGCUGGAGGGAAUGGUGGAGAAGGUAGAGUGAAACGCAAGAGUAAGACGAACGAAAAGGAGAAGGAGAAGAAGUAG